AUUAAAUGCUCCUUAUUCCGUUAAGUCCUUUUGAGCUACGCGUUAUUGUAAUGUUUACUCGGACCUAUUCAUGAAAUACGUUAACGGUGUGCGCGUCUGUGAUGCUAACGAUAAAAAAAUCGUUAGGUUAAUAUGGAUUGCUCCUUUCUUCCUCCACAAUACGUUUGUGAAGCUGGGGGGACAUGGUUUUCCAGCCACCGUUCCAGAAGUUGGAGCAUCCACAUGAAGUUAUUGCUCAAUUAUAUUUCAGUUUCAGAAUACUUAAACUCUUCCUCCCCCGCGUGUAUAAAUGGGAUUUUCUCUGCAUUUCGCAUCUUUUCACUCAGCUGGUUAAGAGCUUUGCAUGUGUGGCUUUAGCAACACGGUUUGACUCAGACCUGAAGCUGUAUCCAAAAUCUGAAAGAGCAACUCAAUUGGCAGAAUGGGCUUUGUCAAAUACCAUUCAAAUAAAGGCAACAAUACUUCAGGAAGAUUACCAUGAUUCUGCCUCUAAGUUAUUUGACUUGAAGCCAGAACCCAUAGUUCCAAUUACUGAUAUGUUGCAUGUGUCUGGCCAGGGAAGCAUUUCCUGCAUCGUUGCAAAUGUCAAAAUCAAAGAAGUUCCGUCCUUUUACUAAAUCACGUGCAAUACAUGUUGCAAAGCGACUGAAGAAGUUUUGAACGCAAUCUUUCAUUGUCGCAAAUGCGGGAACCAGAAAAGCAUUGCUAAGGCCAGGUAACAACUUAAUAUAGAAUAAUAAAACAAUAUAUACUAAUAACUGACUUAUUACAUCAACAGGUGCAACGUUCCUAUAACAAUAAAUGAUGGGGAUAAUGAGAUCCAAACUGUACUCUUUGGAGCAAUGGGAGAGGACUUGCUCGUCAUGGAUAUACAAGAAAUCAUUGAAAAAGAAGCCCAGGUAUAUUCAUUGCAUUCAAGAAAAUACCUCAAUACAAAACCCACACCAUUACACUGUUUUCAUGCAGGAAGAAGGAAUCAAUGUGAAGGCAAAAAAUGAGGUGAUCCACGGUGUCUAUUUUCGAAUCAAAGUGGGUUACAGAAAGACUAAGUUCCACGGUGAAACAAAAACAGCGUACACAAUCCUUUGCAUGGAAGAAAUUGAAGACACCUCAACCACCGAACACAGUGUCAUGCCAAAUACACCCACAUCCUCUUCAUUGAAGCGAAAGUUCAGCACCCCUACCAAAACUUCAGGAAUUCCCGAAGAAGUGAUACACACACCACCAACUCCAGCGAACAAAGAUGGAAAACUUAAAUCCAUCCGCAUUGAAUGAAGAUUCUGCAAGGAGAAAGGACUUUUUAUUAUGUU
Messenger RNA from Cuscuta epithymum, 1310 nucleotides. Lineage: Eukaryota; Viridiplantae; Streptophyta; Magnoliopsida; Solanales; Convolvulaceae. The record is from the annotation of a GenBank genome assembly.